AUGCACAGAGGGGAUAUAUUACCCCGAGAACGAAAUACAUAGCUAAAUAUAAGAAAGGAAAGCAUGCAAAUGAGAUUUUUUAGAUGUUAGGGAAGUUGUUAGAACCGGACAGAUGAGUUUACGAGCUUUGUGGAUUAUUAAUAAUGAGAAAGGAGAAAAUGCAUCAAUACGGUUUUCAAGGAGGUUCUGCACUGUGGAACACCGUGCUAAAAGCCUGGCAGGUUCCUCCUAUGUUGCAGUCCCAGAAGACAGCAGCUUCCUGCAGCUCCUGCUCACCGAGCUGGGUCUUUCAGGCUCUCACAAGUCCUACGUAGCUGCCAGAGAUGAUUGUCUGUACCGUCCACGAUCACCAGCUGUGGAGCUACGCUUGGACGGAAAGGGAACACUGUGGCCUGUGCUGGCUCUUUCUCAGGCGCCACUCAUCCUGGCUUGCCUGCCAUUAGUGGACAUCCCUUCAGAGCCGCGGCCUCCUCUGGCCAACCUGCUGUCAGUUUCGCAAGGUCUUACAUUUCUAGCCGGCCUCCAGACCUUUCUCCUUGGCUCAGCGGGAAAUCUUGAUAGUGAGGGGCUGGUCUCUCGUAUGGCAACGCUGCCAUCUCUCCUCUUGCAGGUCUGCCCUCUUGGCACACUCCUUGAUACCCCCCAAGCGGUAACGCCCACUGCACCCACGGUGCCCACCUCCGCUGGCGCCCAGAAGCAGCCGGCCUGGAAGACAGGCCUACAUCGCGGCCGAGCCACGGUGAAUGUUGCAGUGGUGGAAACGGUACGCUCAAUGCAGUACGGGAGCCCAACCAGACAGGACUUGUGGGAUGUUUAUGGGACUGUGACCUGCAAAUGUGAAGUGGAGGGGGUGCUACCAAACGUCACUGUGACCCUGUCACUGCCGCACAAUGGUUCUCCACUGCAGGACAUCCUGGUCCAUCCCUGCGUAACCUCACUGGAUUCCAGCAUCUUGACCGCCAGCAGUGUCGAUAAUGCCGAUGGCUCGGCUUUCUCCGGGCCCUACAAGUUUCCCUUCUCCCCUCCUCUGGAGCCAUUUAGACUUUGCAGCUACACCUCGCAGGUCCCUGUUCCCCCCAUCCUUGGCUCAUAUCAGCUGAAGGAAGAGGAGAAUAACCUUCGUUUGAGCGUGUCCCUCAAACUCCACGAGUCUGUGAAGAACAGUUUUGAGUACUGUGCAGCACACCUGCCAUUCUUCAACAGAAAUCAGAUGGGUGUUGUGGAUGUGAAGGUGAGCUCUGGACAACUAGACGUGUCAAAGGAAAAGAAUCUGCUGGUCUGGGUUCUGGGUCAAAAGUUUCCAAAGUCUCAUGAGGUCACGUUGGAUGGCAAAAUAACGUUUUCUGGGUCCUCCCAAGGGCCUUCGGACCCUCUCUGCACAGGACUUACAGCCUACAUUAAGCAGUUGUACUUAAAAGUGCCAGACACGACUCUGUCCGGGUGUUUUGUUGACCAGCAUUCAGUGCAAGUUUACUCAUCCGCCAAACCAAGGAUCAUCACAUCCCGAGAACUCCUGUCCAAAGAGUACUACAUCUGGAAUUCAACAGGUCCUGCUCCCGUAUCCUCGGGUCAGAUGAUGAUCUAGCAUGGAUCCAUGGCAGGGAGCUCUCAGAAAGGUGGACAGUGCGCUGCACGUUGAGGGGACUUAAACCCAGCUGUGACAGAUGGAUCUGGAUAGAACUGCAAGGGUUUAUUGAAGUUAUUCUGCACAGUGCCAGCAACAAGUCUACAAACACUCAUUACUGACCUGGAUGUCUUUAAUCUGGAGCUUUUCAUCUCUUCUUUUUUUACAGUGGAUUUUUGAUACCGCAAACAACUAAAAUGAACUUUAAAUUAGAUGUAGCUUUUCUUUAAUCCUAGCAGCUUCAAAAUUAUACCUUAGCAAGUUACAAAGAAUCCACAUAUUGUUGUAUCCACCAGUGAGCCUGUGGUAUAAUUCAUUAGAAACUGUAUAAUUCAUGCACUUCUAUUGGUUGGUUUCCUGGAAUGGACCUUGCUCUUAAGUAGGGGCAGUAAAUGUUUAGUAGGACUGAAGUCAGGGUGAUCCAGGAGCGGUUUUCGGCCCAGGAUCAUCUUUAAUGCACGUUUGUUUAUGAUUGGGGAACUUGUGUCCCAAGUUCCCCAUCUGACCCAAACCGUCAACCUCAGGUAAAAUAAAUUCGCCAAGAUGUUAGGAACCACCCACAAAAUCACAAAGGCUCAAGCCUAUAAUAAACUGGAAACUGUUUGAACACCAGUGUUUCUGUCCAGGGCAGAGAGACGAUAACUUAAAGGGUGCAGACCGAGAAAGAAAUGCCUACUCCAAAAUCGACAACUUAAAGUUUAAAUAAAAUUUGCAGCUGCCCAGAUGGACCAGCCAAACAGUUUCUGGAGAAGAUUCUUUCAGUAUGACAAUGAUUUGACACUUUGGUCACGCGGAGAGUGUUGUUUGGAGGAAAAGCUUUCUUACCUAAAAACAGUUGUCAAGCAUGGUUUCACUUUAAAUCAACAGCUAAAACUUUGCAACUUGGACACAGUGGGAUUUUCCAGCAGGAGAAUGAUCCCAAACAUGCAUCAGAACAGCUUCUGGAAACCAACCUAAAUUAGUUCUGCCAUUUCUGAUGAAGAGAGCGGCCAACUAGCAGGCCUGAAUUGUACCGGGACCUCGUUGAUGGCUACAAUAAGCACGUGCUUUCUGUCCAACUUGCUAGGGAACAUUUAGCUUACCGUACGCGUGUGCGGGUGUAUCUAUUCAUUUAAAUCUGUAUGUAUAAUUUUGAGUCUGUUUGGAUUGGAGGAAAGCCACAGCAAAUUCAAACCCAAUUUUUUUUUUUAAUUCAUUACAGUUAUUUGUUGCUUUUUUCAUCCCCUAUCCCUAAAACAAAAGGGUUUAUUUCAUCCUCAAAAUGUUAUUUACAACAAUAAGUGGAUGUAAGAUGUCUGAUGGAAAAAAUAUUGUAACAAAAAAAAAAAAAAAACCUGCCUUUUAAAAAUAUAACCACCCUUAUGGAGGUGGAGACUUCCUUAUUCUCCAUCUCCCACCCUUGACUUUCCAUUAAACUUGCAGACACAAGGGCCACCCCCGGCUCUGACAGUCCCACUUGAGUGACUCUCUAUCAGCCGUAUAAUUAGCAGCUGGGGCCUUGUCAUCAGCUGCUGCAGGCCUGGAAGAGAGGCCGGCUGCACUGUGAAAGCCCAAGCUGCCCUGGCCAGUGUCUAGGCUUCAAAAGGCUGCUCUGCGGAGCUGGCAGGACUCCCCACCCACACCAAUCACUGCCCCACCCCCGCCUCCUUUGACCCCCCCCUCAUCCUCGGCCUGUCAACUACUCGUUCAAACACACAACCUCUCCAAGCACGCUGAUUGAGCGCUGACCCUUUGGCCCUCCGAGACUUAAAAGCAGCCGGUCUCUUUCAGUGAGCAGGACCGGCCUAAUUGGUGAGAAAGUCACAAGGAUGGUAGUAGUUGAGGUUAGAGAGGUGCUAUUUGAUGCACAACUUUAAGCAUGUGACUUGACCUUUUGUUUAUUUAACACAAGUCAUUGAACAAACCUUGGAUUUUAUUUUGUUGGGUUAGAAAAACUCUAAAUGUUACUGCCAUGUUUCCAGGAACAUGCAAGUUACUGUAUUUCUACUACAGAGGUUAUAACUCUGUAUUUAAAAAAAAAACAGGCUAUGAAGAGUUAAAUUCCCCACAUUUCCAGAGCAGCCAGACUCCUCUGAGUGGCCUCAUUGUGUGCUGUUGGCCUCUUGUGCCCCUUGCUGGCCCAAAUACUCCAUUCUCACGUGGAUUUCCACUCAGAAGGCUGACCAUGACCAAUCUUCUGUCAAUUGGAACCAAUUGCUCACACGGCAUCCUUCACCUUCUUUUUAUGUAGCGGUACAGAGUGGCAGACACCAAGACCUCAUGUCUCUUCCCCCUCCACGACAAUUUGGCUUUAAGGUCCAGUGUGUGUGGUUAGCGAAGUGGAAAAGGAGAAGGUCUUUUUUUUUUUUCUCUUUCUUUUUUUUGUUAAGAGUUGGGCCACUUUAAAUCUCCUCAGCGUCGCAAUAUGUGGUCCGUCUGGCUCCUUGAGUCUACAUGCAGCGGCCUCUUGCUGACAGACUUUGCUUUGUUGAUUUGAGAGCGUGCUGAGUAGAUUUCUUUAAUGUGGUGCUCAGUCCUCGGUGCCUUUUGGUCCAACAGGACCUUUGGGCUGUUAAUUGCAAUGUCUCUCAUAGUCUUUUGUUUGAGUUUUUGAAAAGAUAUCCAAAUAUUUUCACAACUUCGGCCCCAGUCAAAGUGAGUUAGGUCAACAUAAAAACGGGAAAGCAAGGUUGGAUCGGGGUGGUUAAAGGUAUUAAAACAUCAUACAUGUCACGCUCAAAUAUUUUUGUCAAAAUAUGUGUUACACUGCAACCAUUAAACACUGAGAUGUUUUUUUUUAUGUUUUUGUGAUGUAUCUAAUGAAUAAAUUCCUUAUGUUC
Fundulus heteroclitus (mummichog) is the source of this 4443-nucleotide messenger RNA. Its product is annotated as adaptor related protein complex 5 subunit mu 1. Lineage: Eukaryota; Metazoa; Chordata; Actinopteri; Cyprinodontiformes; Fundulidae. Gene Ontology annotation, cellular component: cytosol; AP-type membrane coat adaptor complex; late endosome. The coding region runs from base 113 to 1585 and encodes 490 amino acids. Gene Ontology annotation, biological process: endosomal transport. The record is from RefSeq and is a predicted model, not a curated record. The transcript is spliced from 8 exons.